This is a messenger RNA of Paramuricea clavata, 6647 nucleotides long. The record is from the annotation of a GenBank genome assembly. NCBI's taxonomy places the organism in Eukaryota, Metazoa, Cnidaria, Anthozoa, Malacalcyonacea, Plexauridae.
GUGGGCAGUAGUAAUGGAUUUAUCAUUUUCAUUUUCAGACCUGGCAAGUUUUCUACUCAGAAAACAUUCAAGUUACAGCGAUUCUCUCUCAACUUGCUUCAAAUUUUUCAUCAUCUAUCGUCCCUCGACUUGACAAGUUGUUAAUGCAUAUGAAAGAAGCACAUAAACUGUAUAAAACGCAUCGAUUUCGUGUUGACAGUGAGCUCAAGACAGUUCGUGACGAAGAAAACAGACUUAAGGUGACAUACCAACAGCACGCUGACGAGUUGGAAAGUAUCAGGCAAAAGCUGGAAGGCAGCAAAGGAAAAACUGAUAAAACUAAGCAAGAUAAGUUGAAAAAGGCUUCGUUAAAGCUCUAUCAAAAUCAUAAUGACUAUGUGCUUGCAUUAAGCGCUGCAACAAUACAUCAAAAUCAUUAUGAGACAGGGAUUGUUCCAAACUUAAUGAACUCGUUACAGACUGUCAAACAAGACUUGGCUAAUGAUUGGUGGGUGCACAUUUAUUUUGACUAUUUAACCAAUACAAGCAUUUAUGAAUUUUUUGAAACUAAACCAUUUCUGAAUUUGGUCUUUACAGGAAGACCAUUUUGGGUGACAUAACCUACUAUAUAAAAGCUUAUUCAGAACGAUAUGGGCAGCUCGCUGACUCCAUAAAUUCCUCAAUGGAAGAGGUCAAAGAUGACAACCCAUAUGAACCAUUUAUCAUCAAUAAUGGGUAGGUUUAUAUACACAAUGAUUCAUGUCAAGUGUUGAAUUACAUCAACGUGAUAGGUGUAAAAGUGCCUUCACUUAGUCUUGUCACACAUUUGAUCAUAUUAAUACAUAAUAUUGCAAAGUUUGCAAUAUUUCAAGAGUGGAAUAACACAUUCUUCAACUAAUAUUAGAAAUUUAUUUCCUUGUGAGAAAAUGAAUUCCUAAAUGAAGUGUCUGUCUGUAUCAAUAUCACAACCCUAAUCAAUAUUAAUUACAUACCUGAGGUGACUACUAUAAAUUACUUUCUUGAGAACGGGGGAGGUAAAGCAUGCAAGAGUCGAUUGCAUCUCUCAAAAUUCAAGGUCUGCAUGAUAAAUUGUUUACAAUUAGGCUAGACCUUGUGAAAUGCUAUCCUGAUCUAGGAAAUUACAAGGCACUAAAAUGCUUAAAAGAAUAACCUACAGUAAUGUAAUUUUUUGCAUUAUUCUACUGUAUUUUUACCCUGUAAUCGACUGUAAACUCUGGAAUGAAUCAUCUUAAUAAUAUCCUAGUAAUAAAAACAUAUAAGUAAUAACCUGUAAUAAUAAUCUAGGGCCCCCCUUGAACAACAUGGAGACUAUACAUUUGAUGAAGCUUUAUUGACUAUAACAACAACAGACUUGAUGGCAAAUGAACUUGGACUGAAUGACUUAACACUGGAGCAACUUAAAGCAAAGUAAGUUUAAUAUUUGUUUCAUGAUAGUAGAAUAAUAGAUUGUAGGAAAAUUACAUAAUAUAUUUCAUUGAGUUGCAUUGCGCCCCACUUUAUUAUUUUACUCUUGUCUAACACCAGAUGAUCAUUUUACUUGUCAAGGGAGAGUGCACCAGCUUAAUGGGAUAUACUAGAACUUGGGUGUGCACAUACCAUGCAUUAAUUAAUGCCUAGUUACAGUUAAUACAAGCAUGCUCUAACUUUGUAUUUCUUUACUCCAUUUUAGAAAUAUUUUAUUUGAAAAAAGUGUGUUUGAGACAAAGGCAGAGUUAAGUCAAAAGGUUAGCUUUGAGUAGCAUACGGUUUCUGGUGCAAUGUAUGUACAUGCAUGCCUAUCACAUUUGAAUACUGAUGUAUUUUGGUAUUUUAGAGUUCAGAUUACCAAGCAGCAAAACAGACCUUGACCGAACUAAGAGAAACAUCAAAAGGUAGUUUAAGUAGGUAAGUGAAAUGUUUUAUUUCAAAGAGAUAUUAAUUCAGCAAAACCAGAUGUACCCCUACGUCAUAUAACUAUAAUCCUUCUACUUUUGUUCUGCUCCUUGAUCAAUCUUGCUUCAUAUGGUGGGUUUAAAAUUCAGUAAGGAUGGUUAGUAUCUUUGCCUUUACAAAUAGAUUUUAUUCUUUUUAUAGUAUAUUUCUGAAACAAAUGGCUGUAACUGACCUGUCCCGGGAAUUGAAGGAGCUGAGCUGUAAGCACGAGAAAGCUGUGGUAAGUUUUGUAUUUGUACUAAGUAUGGCUUAUCUGUCAGACAGAUAACGUGUCUUGAUGAAUAAUCCGUUAAAUACUGUGCGUUUUGGCUUUUGCGUGUUUGUAUUAAUGCCCUUCACAAUAAUUUCUUAUUCUUUAAAGGGACAACAUGUAAUUGUUAGCAGUGCAUUGGAUAAAUUAGAUGGAGGUUCUCCACUAAAGUUUACUGAUCCACUACUUUCAGCUAGCUCAGUAAGUAUGCGCCGUGGUUGCUUAUUCAAAGCUGGAUUAGCACUAACUUGAGCAUUUUAUCAUGUUAUUAAGGAAUCGUUUGGAACGAAUGGGGUAAUGGGACGAACUCUGCAACGUUUUACAAGCAAUCUCGUCAAAGGGCUUUCACCUACAAAGAAAGAGCGUCCAUAUACCUUUGACAGUGACUUUCAAGGCCACAGCGCUGACAGCCACAGACCGCUGCCCACCAGACCUGGGGUUGAUGAUGAUGAUGAUGAUGAUGAUGAUAGUGAUGCCGAUGAUCCCGAUGAUUAUGAUGAGGUUUGUACCCAGGCCCAUGGCUUUAAAUGAAGGUCGUUUGAUGUCAGUUGACUUGAAGUAAAAGCGAUUGUCAGAUUUUAGGAAGAUAUUUUGUGAGAUGACUAUCAGUUAAGACUAUCAGUUAAGAUAUUUUGUUACCUGAACGCUGAGAUCAUUGUCUAAUCCCAAUCGAACGCAGUCUUACCCAAUGGUCUUACCACAACCUGGGGCUUCGGUGGCGAAGUGGUUAGCGCACUUGCCUUUCACCUUUAAGGUCGCAGGUUCAAAUCGUAAUGUGAAAAGAGUAAGUCGACGCUCUGCCGAAAGUCGUGGGUUUUCUCCGGGUACCCCGUGUUUCCUCCCACAGGGAAAGUCGACAGGAUGGGUUAGGUACAUAAGGUCUGGAGGCAGAUCAUUAAUGAGGUAUGGACUAAUAGCGGCUGCUCAAGCGCCAUUUGUAAGCUCAAAGUCUACCUCGGUCUGCUUCACGUCAGUCCGGUUGAUCUAUCUAAUCAUAAUGUAAAACUUCUGCAAUUCAGUGUAUGCUGCCAUGGAAGUUCAAAUAAACUAUCUAUCUAUCUACCAACCGCGGUUGAGCUGAAGUUGGACUCAAAUCAACCAAUGCCUUGCCUCAAAUGAACUCAGUUUAACUGCAAGCUUGCCUAACACUGUCGCAUGCAACCUGCUUACAACUAACUUGAUUUGUACUGUGCAAAUCAAGCACACAACUUGUACUGUGCAAUUUGUACUGUGCAAAUCAAGCACACAACUUGUACUGUGCAAUUUGUACUGUGCAAAUCAAGCACACAACUCACAUACGACAACGUAAUGCCCUUCAAACGUGAAGCAUACGGCCAGAUAAUUACGACAACCAAACCUUGUAUUGUAUCAAAUAUUUUAAAUGUCUUACAUAGCCAGUUGACGUGCCUCUGGAAGAUGAACUGUGGUACCAUGGAAUGAUAUCUAGAGAAGAAACCGAAGCUUUGCUGAAAAACGGUGGUGAUUAUUUAGUACGAGAGAGUAAAAGAAAACCAGGAAAUUAUGUCUUGUCCGCCAAAUGGGAUGGCAUACGACAUUUUAUUAUUCAACAGGACGAAUCAGUAAGUACUUGGUGAUGAUAAGCUGUCGCAGUUUAAUUUUCUUUCUACUUAGUAUAUUAAGCAUGAACAGUUGUGGGGUGGCCCACCACCUCUUCGUAAAGCUUACUGAAAUUCGUCAAGACGUUGUCGCUUUUUUUCCAGGGUAAAUUCCGACUAGAAGGGGAAGCUUAUUCGACGGUAACGCAUCUUGUGGAUUUUCACAAGAAGCAUCAGUGUGCAGUAACGAAGAAGAGCAAUGCCUUACUCAAGAAUCCCAUACUACGUCCAAAAUCCACAGGAAGGAAAUUGAAUCAUGACAAUAUUGUAAUAGAGACUAAACUAGGGCGUGGCCAUUUUGGUGACGUGAUGAAAGGACGGUUAAAAGACACUGGGGAAGAAGUGGCGGUGAAGACCUGUAGGGAUAAUGUAACAUCGGUUAUGAGGGAUAAGUUUCUUCAGGAAGCUGAGAUAUUGUUUCAGUACGCUCAUCCAAAUAUUGUUAAGCUCAUUGGAGUGGUUGACCAAGAGCCUGUUUAUAUUGGUGAGUUUGUGUGGUGAUGGUUGUGUUAGUAAUGAUGGUGAAUGUGAUGAUGGUGAUUGGUGAAUGUAAUAAUGAUGGUGAAUGUAAUAAUGAUGGUGAAGGUGAUGAUGAUGAUGGUGAAUGUGAUGAUGAUGAAGGAUGAUGAUCACGAAAGUGAUGAUUGUCGUGAUGGUGAAGGUGAUGAUGAUCAUGGUGAAUGUGAUGAUGAUGAAGGAUGAUGAUCACAAAAGUGAUGAUUGUCGUGAUGGUGAAGGUGAUGAUGGUUGUGUUAGUGGUGAUGAUGGUGAUAGUGAUGAUGGUACCUUUACAUUUUGCUCUCAAAUAUUUUAAUUAUUCUGGUUCUGCCAUUUUCACUAGUAAUGGAACUAAUGGUUGGAGGUGACUUUCUAAACUACCUACGUAAUCAUGGCAACGAGAUUCGUCCCCAAGAACAACUACAGUAUGGUAUCGAUGCAGCCAAUGGCAUGGCAUACUUAGAAAAACAUGGUUGCAUACAUCGUGAUUUAGCUGCCAGGAAUUGUCUGUUGGAUAAAGUGAAAAUAUUGAAGAUUUCUGAUUUUGGCAUGUCUAGAGAAACAGGUAUGCUCCUUACACGGAUAGUUGUUUUCUAGAUCUAAACCAAGUUUAUAGAUACUGGGUAGCUCUAUCAGCUCUAAACAAUUCUUCCUACAGAGGCCAUAAUAUGCUAAGUUUAACAGACUGUAAAAAAUCAGUUUCACAAAGCCUAAAUGAUUCACACCAUACGUUUGUUUUCUAACAAGUUUUUUUUUCUACACUUCAUAAUUUAUAGAUUUAUAUGAAUGUUCGAAUAUGCGAGAAAUCCCAGUGAAGUGGACGGCACCGGAAGCACUCAACUAUACUCAGUACACCUCAGCCAGUGAUGUAUGGAGCUUUGGUGUGCUGUUAUGGGAGACAUACUCUCUUGGUAACACCCCCUACCCUGGUAAGGGGAAUAAGGUAAGGGCUAGAAUACAAUUUUUUUGCCUGCAAGCAAAUUUUGCCUGCUAAUCCUAAGGCGAUGCCUGUGGAGGAGUCUACUCAUGCAUGUAUUAUCUAUAUUUACAGGAGACCCGCGAACAGGUUGAUCGUGGCUAUCGCAUGCCACCUCCUUUGGGCACGCCCACAGCUAUUUAUGACCUAAUGAAACAAUGCUGGGAAUACGAGCCCAAAGAUCGCCCACAAUUUCGUACAAUUCGCGCAAAACUUAUGCAAAUUAAGCUACUUGGAUGAAACGCGAGGUGAAAUUUCUCAUUUCUAGUAGAUUUGUGGUUUCCUGGCAAGGUGACCAAUAUUUAUGAAGAGUUUUACAUGCUACCAGGGAGAAUAUGAAGUUGAGUUAAUGAAGUUAGCAGUGGGUUAGUGUCAAAUUAUUUUGGCUUUUGACCUUACAUGUUUGCACCACUGUUGAGCAAGAAUGAAUAUUUUUAAUGUUAGACAACACAAAAAUGUAAUAUAGUAGAAAUGUUGUAAUUUAGUACAUUAGCAUUGUUCAACCACAUAAUGUCAUAACAAAGCCUGGCCCAGUUGUUCAAAGCAUGAUUAGCACUAACCAUGGGUUAAAUUUAACCCAUUGUUUUGGUUUACUGUAUGUAUGUCACUUUUGUCUCAAAACUUUAGACAAUUAAACUUCUAAUGAUCCGGAUAAGAUUUCUGAAAAAAAUAUUUCCAAGCUGCUGUGGCAGUAUGCUCUGAACUUCAUGUUAAGCCAGAGUUAAGCUAAUUGGCCUUGAACAACCAACUCUUAUAUUUCAAAACCAACAUAGCUUGAAAAUUUCUGGGAAUUUUAUGCCUUUUGGGGAUUUAAUUAUUUGUAUAGUUCUUUGAUAGUGGUUUCAAAACCGACACAUUUUUAAAGAGAACAGGCUUCAUUGAGCUUACUCGUGAUGUCUAUGUUGUGGUAAUUAUAAAUUAAUGAUGUAAUUAUAAUAUACGUAAUUUGUAGAGGUAAGAAUGUCACAAUACAAAGAAAAUAUGCACACACACAAAUUAUUUUCUAUAUUGUUCUUCAUUUAUUGCAAAAGGGAAAAUGGGAUUUUUUUGCAAAAUAUUUUCCACUAUUUUAUGAUAAAAUUAAAUAUCUUUCCAAGUACAGUAGCUUUACAAAGUUUAAUUAAAGUCUUUCAGGUUGUGUUUCUGCAAAAACUAAGCUUUCAUAUGUUUGAUCGCUUUUCUGCAAAGAAUCUUCGCAGUACAAAAACUUGUCCAAUACUUAAUAUGACAAUGAGAACAGAUUCACCAAUAGACCAGUACUGUACUCUCUCGUUAAGAUAUUCAGCUCUAUCGCGGGCAGUUGCUUCACGGAGACGAUGGUGGGUUUGAUAGUCAACAACAACCUGGAAAAUAAGAUGAAAUAUCGUUAGCAAAU